Oryzias melastigma (Indian medaka) is the source of this 1303-nucleotide messenger RNA. Its product is annotated as low affinity immunoglobulin gamma Fc region receptor II-like. The coding region runs from base 440 to 1303 and encodes 287 amino acids. Gene Ontology annotation, molecular function: transmembrane signaling receptor activity. The transcript has 3 exons. The record is from RefSeq and is a predicted model, not a curated record. Lineage: Eukaryota; Metazoa; Chordata; Actinopteri; Beloniformes; Adrianichthyidae. Gene Ontology annotation, biological process: cell surface receptor signaling pathway.
CCCUUCACCAACAGUAGCUGGAAUGGGCUCCAACAACGUGCAACCCCAAACAGAAAUUUUCGGGUUCAGGACAUAAAAAAAAUCAAUAGUUUCUGUCAGGACUCAGGCUGCCAUGUCCCCCUUUGACCACCAGAGGGAGUCAUCACCUGAGUAUUGACACUGUGCUUCUUCACACUCAAAUUCCCAUCAGCCCCUACUCCCUCUUCCCAGGCUCUCCCAGCUGUUCCUCAUCAUGUCAUCACUACAUUCACACUCUACUCAGUGUGAGGUCUUGUUUCUGCACUGCAUUCAGUCCAAGUGAUUAUUCUAUCAUCUGUUACUUCUGCCUGUUUGUGUUCGCUAUGAAAACCUCUGCAAAUGGAUCCUAAUGCCUCGGCCUGCUCCUUCCAGUUUCUGUGUUUUUGUUUGAAAUCACUAUCAUGUUUACAUUGAGGUAAAUAUGUUUAAUGCUUUUUUUCUCUCUCUAUUUCCAUCAGCAAAGAUAUCCAGACUGACAGCAGGAAGAACAACUGUGUCAGUAGGAGACAGAGUGACACUGAUCUGCUCUGUGGAGAAAUCUGCUGGUUGGAAAUAUGAGUGGUUCAGAAGAACCUCAUAUUUAUCUGAAGACAGAAUCAAUGAUGGAGAAAAUGGAGAAAUCAGAGUCUCACAAGGAGGAAUCUACAGCUGCAGAGGAUUUAGAGGAGAACCAGCCAUCUACUCUGAUACAAGUGAUGAAGUCAACAUUAACAUAACAUUUUCCAACAAAGUCAUUGUGACACAGAAACCCAGCUGGUCUCAGAUGUUCAGAGGAGAGACGAUCACUCUGACAUGUGAGGUUCAGGGAGGAGAAGGAGUUCAGUGGGAGUAUCAAUGGAGAACUCCUCAGUCACAGACAUCCUGGAGAAACAAUAAAGACUGGACUAUCACAGCUUCCAACAGUGGAGAAUACAGCUGUAAGAGCAGAUCCAGAUAUGAUUUAUAUUCUUCAACAAAGUGGAGUGAAGCUCUAAGAUUAUCUGUUUCAGCACAUAAACCAAAGUCUGAACUAAACAUGACAAGUUCUCCAGUAGAGGACAGAGUGAUCCUCAGUUGUUCAGUGAAGUCUUCAUCAUCUGGUUGGAGAUUUUUCUGGUUCAGAGGAGAGAAAUCCUCCAAACUGCUGACCAAACAAGAUGCUGAUUUCCUUUCAAAUGGACAAAUCAGAGUCUCACAGGAAGGAGUUUACAGAUGCAGAGGAGGAAGAGGAGAACCAGUUUAUCUCUCAGAGUUCAGUGAUCCAGUCACCAUCAGUAGUGAGUUUAAUCCUGCUUUAUUUGAAUAA